UUAAAAAGUUUAGGUACAGAAUGAGGUUGUAACCAACUGGAAUGAAUGCACAUAGUGAGGAGAUGGAUGUCUGCACUGUAUAAGUAAUGGUUUAUAAUUUUGUUGCAGCCAGAAUCUGAACUGGAGCCUCAGAAUGAUCAGAUUAUUAUCUUCUUUAUGAAAACCAAAGAAGUCUACUUCUAAAUUUGUAUGAAGGGUCACAAUGGCACCACUGAAAAAGUAAACGGUGCUAGGAAUCACUCAGUUGAAGCUGUAACAAACAUGGUUAUUACUGCAAACCUUAUGCCAACAUAUAGUAAGGGAAGCAUGAGGAGACAGAAGACUACGUCCAAGUGAGGAGACAGAAUAACAAAUUAGGUUCAUGUGGUAGCUUCUGACACCAAGGCGAUCCAGGACAUUUGCAGAGAGCGUAAGCAGCUAGAGGAAUUCUGGAUCAGGAUUAUUAAGCUGGAAGCCGAACUACAAACACUGCACACUUAGAGGCUUAAGAUGACAACCGGUGAUUUGAAGGGAUCCCUUCGAAAAUUAGAACAAAGUCUUCGUUCACUGAAUUAUCCGGAAGACAUUGAUUAUAAUGGUCUUGCUAAGGGUGAUCCUGCUGCUUUUCUGCCAAUCAUCAGCUAUGCCUUCAUCUCAUAUUCCACAUAUGUGACCGAGCAGCUACUAACAGCUGGAGUAGAACUUGCAGGAAAGAAUGACUCGCGUUUUCUUGAUGCCGUUUAUAAGCUACUACGCAACCAGUUCCAGUAUAAACCAUUACUGCUAAAGGACCAGUUUCUACACUAUGGGUUUGCGGAAAGAAAGAUGCAGCUUUCCUGUGAUAUAAUAAACAUUGUAACAAAAAGACACAAGGAGCUGAGCAGCCUCAACAAGGUUAAGGCGCAACCAUAUAAGAAUUCAAGUUGUCCUGUAAAAAUCCACACUCGAUUUAAAUGUGAAUCACUAAUUCCUGAUUCCUUGCCAUCCGAAUCAAACAUAACAAUAAAACCUUUGGUGGAACGUCAUUUAUCCAGUAAUGAUGUGAAAACAAUUCACAUUUCAUCCAAUCCUGAAAAUGAAGUUGUUGAAGAUAAACCUGUUAGAGAAUAUUCAGAACUACCCAGUUCACAUGAAUCACAGGCACUAGAGAUUGAAAUGCUUAAGCAUCAGAUUGCCAAAUGUCAGGAGAAGCUCCAAGUACUGGACGUGGUACAGAGUAAGCUGCAGGCUUUAGAAUGUGCGACAGCUGGAAAAGUGAUUAUAGAUGAGAAGGAUUGGAAUAAUCUGCUGAGCCGUGUUGUUCUGCUCGAAACUCAGCUGUUACUGCAUUCCAGAAAGAAUGACAUAGCUUCUGAUUCCAUCGGUGGGAAUGAAGAAUAUACUUUGUGCCAAAUGACAAGCCGCAAUUCUUCAGAUAAAGAGAUGAGAGUUGAGACGCCAGAGAGUCUUAGCCAUCAGUCAUCUGGAUACAACUCACUGCUAUCAGCAGAUGAAUCGCCCAAAGCAGCAAACAUCAAUUCAUUAUGUCUGACAGAAGUCACGAAGACAGAGGCAAUGAAACAUAAGGUGGAAAGGAUAAGCAAAAUGAUUGAAGAAACUACAGAAUUGCUUAAAUGUACAGAAAGUUCAGCUGACAAUAAUGCACCAAGUCCUUUAUUGUCCCAAAAGCAAAGUACUACAGAUGCUUGAAAUCUGAAAUAAAAAUGGAAACUGGAAAGGCUCAGCAGGCCAGGCAGCAUCUGUAGAGAAAGAAACAGAUUCAGGAUUCAAGCUCAUGAGCUUUCAGCAGCACUAGUGCUGAACAUUUUAUUUUGCCAAUUUUGUUUAUAAACUAUAGUAUUUGUGGUGAUAAAAUUGAGAGUAUAUUUUUGCACUCUUUUAUUUUAUUUGAAUGUUUAACUUUUUCACCAACAUUGAAAUUCUUAUGAGCGAAGUAUUUGCAAUAUUACUGUAUAGGAGUAAUUUCAAACUGUCAGAAGCUACAAUAACAGUUGUCCAGAGUAAGGAUGAAAUUUGUGAAGAAAUUAUAUAUUUAACCUGUACAAAGUUAUGUGAUAGGAAUAAAGAGGAGCUUUUGAUUUCUGUA
Carcharodon carcharias (great white shark) is the source of this 2065-nucleotide messenger RNA. RefSeq names its product centrosomal protein 44 (gene cep44). The record is from RefSeq and is a predicted model, not a curated record. NCBI's taxonomy places the organism in Eukaryota, Metazoa, Chordata, Chondrichthyes, Lamniformes, Lamnidae. The transcript has 12 exons. Gene Ontology annotation, cellular component: centrosome; spindle pole. Bases 490 to 1668 code for a protein of 392 amino acids.